GUACCCAGACCACAUAAACAAGAAAAUAAGCUUUGUACUAAGAUUUCAUUUCACUUCCUUUCUUACAUUAACAUCAUCCCAUCAUCCAUCAUCAAUCUGUUACACUUACACACACUCUCCUUCCUCAUACUCUCUCACAAACAAUCACAAGUACUCUGUACUCUCUCUGCUCUUUGCUUCACCUCUUUUUUCUUCUGUUCCCUAACUAGAAAAUAAAGAAUAAAAAUUCUUCCUUUUUUUUUUUGUUUUUCUCUUUUUGAUUUUAGUACCAUAUAUAUAUGUUUUUGGAAUUUGGUGACAGAGUGCUGGGCUCAACCCCACUAAAUAAGGCAAAAAAUAUCAAAUCAAACUACUGUACUUUGCACCUGGUAGGCUGCUGGAAUUAGUACUGCUCUUUCUUUUCUUUUUCCUAUCCUCUACAUAUUCUUCUUUUUGAAAUUUUGACUUGUGGGUUUUGGGGAGGUGUUUAUCAAGCAUGUGGGAAGAGAAGAUUCUUUGAUUUUUUUCUCUUCUUCUGGGGUUCCUCAAACAAGUUUGAUGUAGCAGCUGAGUGAAUGUAAUCAGACAAAAAAAAAAGAAGCGGGGAAGAUUUUUUUUUCAGCUUAUGCAGAAGGUUGGAUAUGCAUUUAUUGUAGCUCAACAAGAAGGACCAGAUGAUGAUGAUGAUGAUGAUGAUGAAGCUGCAGAAGUUGUUAUUAGGUGGUGGGGUGGUCAAAGAUGGUGUCUUUAUCACAGUUCUGCUUAUGAGUUGCUGCCUCUUUUUGGUGUCAUCAAAUGCACGGAUGAUUUUGUGGACUAAUAAUAAUAGUAAUGAUUAUGAAGUUGGGAAGUUAUUGGCUUUUAAGCAAUCAUCGGUUGAAGCUGAUCCAGAUGGUGUAUUGAAAGAUUGGUCUUCUUCCUCCUCUAGCCACUGUGACUGGACUGGUGUUUUAUGCUCUGAGAAUGGACAAGUUAUUGAGCUUAAUCUUACUAAUGCAAGGCUGAAAGGUCAUUUGCAUAUAUCUGACCUUAUGGCCUUGCCAAGUCUUUCUCAACUUCAUCUUGGUGGCAACUUUUUCUCUGGCAAUCUUUCUUCUUCUUCUUCUACUACUUCCUGCAGCUUUGAGGUUCUUGAUAUAUCUGAUAAUAGUUUGUCAGAGCCACUGGCUGCAGAUUCAUUGAUGCAGUCAUGUCAAAAGUUAUCCCUUUUGAAUCUGUCAAGAAAUUCAAUCCCGGGUGGUAGUCUCAAGUUUGGCCCUUCUUUGUUGCAGCUUGACAUGUCCAAGAACAAAAUUUCUGAUUUGACCCUCUUGAGUUAUUCUCUGUCAAAUUGCCAGAGCUUGAGUUUGCUUAACUUUUCUGACAACGCUAUUGCUGGGAAAUUGACAAAUAUUAGCUCACUCUCUUCUUGCAGAAAUUUGUCUGUUUUGGACAUUUCUUGCAAUCAUUUAUCCGGGGAUAUUCCCCCUACGUUUCUUGCACCUUUGUCCUUGCAAAUUGCUGAUUUUUCCCACAAUAAUUUCACUGGUAAUCUUGCCAGUUUUGGAUCUGGAAUGGCUUGUCCUAACCUUACACUCCUGAAUCUGUCUUUCAAUAGCCUUUCUGGAGGUGGUUUUCCACUUGGUUUAGCCAACUGCCAGAAGCUUGAGACAUUGGAUAUUGGCCACAAUGAGUUGCUACUUGGAAUUCCAGGGAAUGUGUUGGGAAAACUGAAGAAUUUGAAGAAACUGGUUUUGUCAAACAAUCAGUUCACUGGGGAGAUUCCACCUGAGUUGGGCCAAACUUGUGCAACACUUGAAGAACUUGAUCUUUCUUCAAACCAUUUAACAGGUGGGCUUCCUGCGACUUUCACAAGCUGUUCUUCAUUGUUUAGCCUCAACCUUGGCCGAAAUAACCUUUCCGGCGAUUUUUUGGACUCUGUGGUGAGUUCCCUCAAGAAUAAUUUGAGAUAUCUUUCUGUGCCAUUCAACAACAUUAGUGGUCCUUUGCCAAAGUUUCUGGCAAACAGUACUCAGCUUCAAGUGCUGGAUUUAAGUUCAAAUGGUUUCACAGGAAAUGUGCCUUCUUGGUUUUGCUCAAACUCAUUUGAUUCUUCCCUGGAGAAGUUAUUAUUGGCAGGUAAUUUUUUGGAAGGGACAGUCCCAUCUGAGCUUGGGAACUGCAGAAACUUGAAAACAAUUGAUUUGAGCUUUAAUUUUCUGACUGGUGCAAUUCCUCAUGAGAUAUGGGCAUUGCCUAACCUUUCAGACUUGAUCAUGUGGGCUAACAAUCUCAGCGGUGAAAUACCUGAAGGGAUUUGUGUCAUGGGAGGAAACCUUCAGACGUUGAUCUUAAACAACAAUUUCAUCACUGGGAAACUCCCUGAAUCCCUCGCGAAUUGCACGAAUUUAAUUUGGGUUUCCUUGUCUAGCAACAGGCUAAGUGGUGAAAUCCCAUCAGGCAUUGGAAACCUUGUUAACCUGGCAAUCUUUCAAAUUGGUAACAAUUCACUAACAGGGCCAAUCCCACCUGGAAUAGGCCAGUGCAAAAGCCUGAUAUGGCUGGAUUUGAACAGCAACAAUCUCACUGGCUCAAUCCCAUCAGAAAUAGCUGAUCAAGCUGGAUUUGUUCUUCCUGGAAGUGUUUCAGGCAAGCAGUUUGCCUUUGUGAGAAAUGAAGGAGGGACGGAAUGCAGAGGAGCAGGUGGGCUAGUUGAGUUCGAGGGGAUUCGUGUUGACAGGCUGGCUAAUUUCCCUAUGGUUCAUUCUUGUCCAACAACCAGGAUUUACACUGGGAUCACUGUUUACACUUUUGCUAGCAAUGGCAGCAUGAUCUAUCUUGAUCUUUCUUACAAUAGCCUUUCAGGAUCCAUCCCUGAUAAAUUAGGCCUGAUGAGUUUUGUUCAAGUCCUGAAUUUGGGACACAAUAAUUUAUCAGGCAAUAUUCCCAACAGUUUCGGAGGACUAAAAUCAGUUGGAGUUCUUGACAUGUCACACAAUGAUCUUCAAGGCUCAAUCCCAUGGUCAUUAGGUGGACUGUCGUUUCUCAGUGAUUUCGAUGUUUCAAACAACAACCUUUCAGGCCCCAUCCCAUCAGGUGGCCAGCUGACUACUUUUCCACCUGCAAGAUAUGGUAACAAUUCAGGACUUUGUGGGCUUCCUUUGGCUUCUUGUUCUUCAUUAAGUGGACAUCAAUCAUCAAAGCAUUCUGGCAAAGGGAGGAGAAACCAGCCUGUUGCUGUGGGGGUGGUUAUUGGGAUUCUGUUCUCUAUGUUAACUAUUUUCCUCCUCGUAUUAGCCCUGUACAGAGUGAAAAAACAUCAGAAGAAGGAGGAAACGCGGGACAAAUACAUCGAGAGUCUCCCAACCUCCGGUAGCAGCAGUUGGAAGAUUUCUGGUGUGGCUGAGCCAUUAAGCAUUAAUGUGGCAACCUUUGAGAAGCCCCUAAGGAAGCUCACAUUCGCACAUCUCCUGGAAGCCACAAAUGGUUUCAGCGCUGACAGUUUGAUUGGUUCCGGCGGCUUUGGCGAAGUUUAUAAGGCCCAACUCCGAGAUGGAAGCAUUGUGGCGAUCAAGAAACUGAAAUAUGUUACAGGGCAAGGAGACAGGGAAUUCAUGGCUGAGAUGGAAACAAUUGGAAAGAUCAAACAUAGGAACUUGGUUCCUUUGUUAGGAUACUGUAAGGUUGGUGAAGAAAGGCUGCUUGUUUAUGAGUAUAUGCAAUGGGGAAGCCUGGAAUCUGUGCUGCAUGAGAAUGGAAAGGGAAAUGGUGGAAGUACAAUGCUGGACUGGGCUGCUAGGAAAAAGAUAGCCAUUGGAUCGGCUAGAGGGCUCGCGUUUCUUCACCACAGCUGCAUCCCACACAUAAUUCAUCGCGACAUGAAGUCGAGUAAUGUGCUCAUUGAUGAGAAUUUUGAGGCCAGAGUGUCUGAUUUUGGCAUGGCAAGAUUAGUUAACGCAUUGGAUACGCAUUUGAGCGUUAGCACACUUGCCGGAACACCAGGCUAUGUGCCACCUGAAUACUAUCAGAGUUUUCGGUGCACAACAAAAGGUGAUGUAUACAGCUAUGGCGUGAUUUUGCUGGAGCUUCUAUCGGGGAAGAAACCAAUUGAUACAUCGGAGUUUGGUGAUGAUAAUAAUCUUGUAGGAUGGGCUAAGCAGUUGCAUAAAGAGAAACGGAGUCAAGAGAUUUUGGAUCCUGAACUGACUUUGUAUUCGUCGGUUUUGAGUGAGCUUCUGCAUUAUUUGAGCAUUGCAUUUCAGUGUUUAGACGAUAAGCCGUUCCGCCGGCCUACAAUGAUUCAAGUGAUGGCUAUGUUUAAAGAGCUGCAGGUUGAUUCAGAAAGCGAUAUUCUUGAUGGGAUCUCAGUGAAAAGUUCAGUAUUUGAUGAAUCGCAAGAAAAGGACUGAUGAUUAGGCCAUGCGGAAAGAGUACAGAUUUUCAGCUUAGGUUAUUAAAAGAAGACACUUUGGAAAAAAAAAAAAAAAAGUACAAAAGGAGAGACACUUGAUAAUGUAUACAUAUGUAUGUAAACAGAAGUUGCCAGUUAGUUCAACUUGUUUUUGUUCAGUUUUCAAUUUUGGGGGUUUUUUUCAUUUUCAGUGGCAAUAUCUGUUUUUAGAGGUUUCAAUAACUGAUUACUGGUUUUGUAUCCCGAAUCAUUUGUCCUCCUCCGGUUAAUCUUAUGUUAAUAUAGAUGACAUCAUAGUUAGUACUGAUGUAGAGAUUUUCGGCAUUUGUAUAGAUGAUUUUGACUAUGAUGAUCAGCGCAAUUUAUGAAUCUCAGUUGGACUUUGUGUACAUCAAAAUUGACAGUGAUGCUUUCGGCU
This is a messenger RNA of Oldenlandia corymbosa var. corymbosa, 4787 nucleotides long. The record is from the annotation of a GenBank genome assembly. NCBI's taxonomy places the organism in Eukaryota, Viridiplantae, Streptophyta, Magnoliopsida, Gentianales, Rubiaceae.